CGACCAUCGAACCAAUCUGAAGUGCGUCGUUGUGUCUACUGAAAAAGUGACAUAUUAGGUUCAUUACAUUCUACACGUUGCGCGCAUCGCGUGUAUCGAUGACAAGGCUGUGAGUUCAUUCCGCGUUUGUUUUUGUUGGGCUGGCAGUGUCAGCUGAUUCAGAUUCAGCAACAAACCACUGGGAAAGUGGUGCAACAAAACAAAUCGUAUACAUUUUUCGUCUAGUGUGACUAUAUAUCAACACAAAAAUGCCACUCGGGAGGAUUAUAUUAAAUAUUUUGGACCCGUUCCAUCUGAUACGAAAUUAUCUAUUGAAACCAUUGGCUGUAACUGGAAUCGUGUUCGCGGAAGAGUACAAGCGAAAAACCAGUGCUGGAGUGCAAUCAACGAAAAACAUUGUUUUGCGUCUCAUUGCUGUUGUGCUAAUUGGACUGUCUGUUGUGUGGGCCUCGAUAUUUAUGUACGCUUAUUUCUACUACUCGUACAUGCCUACUGUGUCGCAUGUGAAGGAUGUAUAUCUCAGCUAUGGACAAUGUCAAGCAGAAUCGAAAUGUCCCCAAUAUCCCACAGAUACGGUGGAGCUAACAAAAAAACAGCAGCUACUUAUGAUAGGACAACCAUACCGAGUUAUUCUUUAUCUGGAAAUGCCAGAAUCAGAACAAAACCAUAAAACAGGUAUGUUCACUAUCUGCGCGGCUAUGCAGGAUCAUUCUGGCACUCAAACGAUAAAGUCCUGUCGGCUCUCUAUGCUACACUACAAAUCUGAUCUGCUGAAAUUACUGUCUACGGUGGUGUUCGCACCAUUUUUAAUCAUGGGGUACCGUGAGGAAAAGCAAAUGGUUGCGAUAGAAUUAUUUACCAAUUUCGAAGAUAAUCAAGCACAUCCGGCCACCAGUGUCGACAUAACCAUUCUCUCUAGUAGUGUGCAGUUCUACUCUGCACAAUUGCACAUCACUGCCAACUUUUCGGGGCUGCGAUAUCUUAUGUUCAACUGGCCUAUCCUUUCGGCUAUCAUUGGCAUCACCACUAAUUUGUUUUUCAUUCUAAUUGUCUGUAUUUUGAGCUGGUACCAUUGGGACGAUAAUGAAUGGAUGGUUGAAAUAAAGGAUCGAUAUCAACAGAUUAUUAAAAAAUCUAAAACUGCAGUAUUUGAAUCACAGCACUCUGAUAUACAGAAACAACAACCCAUGCUGGAGAAAGCUGAUGAAGAAAUUGAAGAUAUUUCUAGUUUUAAAGAUGAUUUAGGACUAACCAGUUAAUAAAAACUGUUGAAUUGGCAGUUCCAGCUCAAGAUAAAUGACAUUUUUGUAACGACUUUCUCCGAUAAUAUUGCAGGUUUUCUUAUAUGUUGGCUUCCACAGCACAUGGUUGCAUUUUCGUUGCACAUUGAUUUGAAUAUUGUUAA
Wyeomyia smithii (pitcher-plant mosquito) is the source of this 1405-nucleotide messenger RNA. It is a transcript of the gene Seipin, whose product is annotated as seipin. The record is from RefSeq and is a predicted model, not a curated record. The transcript has 4 exons. Gene Ontology annotation, cellular component: endoplasmic reticulum membrane. The coding region runs from base 249 to 1259 and encodes 336 amino acids. Gene Ontology annotation, biological process: lipid storage; lipid droplet organization. Lineage: Eukaryota; Metazoa; Arthropoda; Insecta; Diptera; Culicidae.